UAUUCGACCAUCUCCUUUUGUUCAGGCAUUAGCGGAGGGGUCUCAGUCGUGGAAAAAGCGCCAAGUUCUACAGCUGAAGACGCGGUUGUCAAGUUUGUGUAUAUUCAAAACGAAACUGCGUACUAGGGAUUGUAUUUUGCGAAAAUGUAACGCGUGCAUAAUAAGAUUCCUUAGUGAAUAGUUAAAAUGCCUGGACUGCAUAGUGAAGGUGGAGUGGUGGCUGCAGUUGGCAGUCCUGUGAAGAAGAGCAAACUCUCUCUAAAGUUCUUCCAGAAGAAGGACACCAAACGAGCCCUGGACUUCUCAGAGGCCCCGGCAGAAGACAACGGCACUGCAGAACCAGAAGAGACUACUAAUCAUGACCAGGUUGUGCCAAUGCCUUGCCCUUCAUCUCCUCUCACUUGUGAGAAGCGUGAGAGCCUUGUCCCCUUCGUUGGGCUUAAUAAUUUGGGGAACACUUGCUAUCUGAACAGCAUCCUUCAGGUGUUAUAUUACUGUCCUGGUUUUAAAGAGGCCAUCGAAUCGUUGUGUCAGUUGGCUAAGCUGAAAGACAAACAGCGAGAAGAUGGUGCCAAAAAUGAGGGGGACACUGGUGAGAACACCCUACCUGUUUCCAUGGAGCUGCUGGGUAGUUUCCACAGCCUCAUCUCUUCUGUGGAACAGUUGCAAUCCAGCUUUCUGCUUAACCCAGAAAAAUACAGCAACGAAGAGCUUGCCACACCACCUCGCAAGCUGCUUAACACGCUCAGGCAGCUUAAUCCAAUGUAUGAGGGUUACUUGCAGCAUGAUGCACAGGAGGUGCUGCAGUGCAUCCUUGCUAACAUCCAGGAGGCCUGUGACAAUAUCAAAAAAGAGCAAACAGACAACCAGAAGGACAGCACAAUAAGUAAUGGAAUGGGGGAGUCCACCCACGAGGAUGAUGGGAGCUCCGAUGGCCAGUUGAGCGGAAAGAGAAAGAGUGACACGGAAGCAGGCAAUGCUAAGAAAAAGCCAAAAUCUCAAAGCAAAUCAAAGAAAAAUGAGGAAAAUGUGCCUAUGCCCCGCUCAAAACGAAAGUCCUCCAGUGACAUAACCACAGAGAGUUCUGACCAGAGGAAUGGAACAGAGGAGCAAGAAAAAGAGCAAGAGAAGGACAGAGGGAGCACCACAGAGGAGGAGAAGAAUGACAGUACCCCAAAAGAGGUGGGCAAGAGGACACGGAGGGGGAAGCUGGGCUGGUUGAAGCCAUCUGGGAAGCAGCCUAGCAUCUUCUCGAAGUUCCGCAGCAUGGGGCGAAUUACUUCACAUGUGGGAGGGAGAGGAGAGACCAAGGAGAAAUCAGAUUGUAGUGUCCAAGAGAAGCAGGAGAAGGAUACCUCUGAGAAUGAGAGCAGAACUCAAGAAGUUAAACAGAGUCUGGGAAAGAAUAAAGAGCAAUCAGGCCUGGAUGUGCUGAAGUGGAUGUUCCAGGGUCAGCUGGUGCUGCGGACACGCUGCCUGGAAUGUGAGUGUUUCACAGAGCGGAGAGAGGACUUUCAAGACAUCAGCGUACCUGUGCAAGAGAAGGACAGCAGCUCCUCUGACUCUGACAAUUCUCAGAUUUCUCCAGAUCCCAAACCUGAGCUGAAAACUCUAAAGUGGGCCAUAUCUCAAUUUGCAUCUGUGGAGCGGAUUAUGGGUGAAGAUAAAUAUUUCUGUGAGACCUGGAUGGAUCCUUAUGCUGGCCUUUCCAAGGUGAAUACUCCUCUGCAGACCCCUCUCAAGCUUUCCCUGCAUGAGUGGUGCACUCAGCCUGAUUCUCCGGACCAGAGCCAUCACUACGAGCUCUUCGCCGUGGUCAUGCACAGCGGAGUAACCAUCAGCAGCGGUCACUACACCACUUGCAUCCGCAUGAUGGAUCUCCAUCGCACCACUCUCAGGCUUCAGUCUCAGAAUGACCUACGACUUGGCAGCACGAACGCAGAUUUGAAUUUUCCGUUGCCAAUGUGCAUUAAGAAGUUAGUACAAUCUUCCUCAAUCUUUAGGAUGGAUCCUUAUGCUGGCCUUUCCAAGGUGAAUACUCCUCUGCAGACCCCUCUCAAGCUUUCCCUGCAUGAGUGGUGCACUCAGCCUGAUUCUCCGGACCAGAGCCAUCACUACGAGCUCUUCGCCGUGGUCAUGCACAGCGGAGUAACCAUCAGCAGCGGUCACUACACCACUUGCAUCCGCAUGAUGGAUCUCCAUCGCACCACUCUCAGGCUUCAGUCUCAGAAUGACGAUCAAGACCGAGACCGAGAGGAAGACACGAAACAGAAGAAAGAGGAGGUACCUCAAACAGAGUACGAUGACGGUGAGGUGUCUUUCAGCUUGCCUGGCAGGGGGCAAAAUGUGGCCAGAGUCAGCAUGUCCAGCAAAUCAGGAAGCAAGAGGUCCUCCGAGGGUGUUGGGCUUUUAGGAGGACAGAGAAGCGUCACCAGUUAUGAGCUCAGCAACAGCAAUCAAACCAAUCCAGAGAAGGCUUCCGGCUCGGCCAGUCAUGCCACCGGUUCUUUGCUUCAUAACACAGUGAAGAAAGAGACCGAGGAAGAGGGAGUUGAUGCUAUGGGCGACGGGACCCAGGUGAGUUUUGACCUCGCUCUGCGGAACCUUUUGGACUUUGAGGGAAAGUGGAUGCUGUUUGAUGACUCCGAAGUGAGACUCUUUGAAGAAGAGGACUUCCUCAGAGCCUGUUCCCCCGAGACAUGCUCCACCUCUACACCUUACCUGCUCUUCUACAAGAGAGUCUCUCAGUAAAAACAGCCGAAGGGACUCGGUUACGAAGUUUUACUGGUAAGACGUGGACUAUGAAAGUACGUUUGCAGGCAACUGAAAAAGCAAGUCAGGAUGUGUUAAUAGUCGAUAUGUAUGUUUGUGUAACAAGUGUCAGUGAAAAGCCGAUGUGAAUCUUUCAAGGCCAUGACAUUUGUUGCCACUUUUUUGUUUUACUGUUUUUGUACUUUAUCUUCUUGUUCAGUGAGUCCAUGUCAUCUGCUUUUCAGUGACCCUCAUGCAAACGCACCUUGGCACUUAUUGCAGCAGUGCAUGUGACAGUUUUCCUAUACUUUCCAGCAUUCCAUAGAAGCUCUAAUGAAUAGCACAAAAUUAUUUCUUGUGCACUGAAAUUUUAUAUAUUUUUAAAAAGAUUAAUUCUUGCUUGUUUGGGUUUUGUCUCAAGUAUGAAUUCACAUUUUUGAUUAAUAGCUUAAAAACCCAAAGUAGAUUUCACAUUAAUCUCUUCAUUUUUUGAUACAAAGCACAGGCAAUGUGUUUUGUUUCCCGCUGCAGACUAUUUGCACAGUGAGAAUCAAAUUUAGGUGGGCAACCUCGAAAGUACAGAGUGUAUAAUUUGUCUAUAAAUGACCACAGGGAUAAAGUGACCUAUUUUUCUAGGUUUAUAGUUUAUCAGCCAUACUUCAGUCCAGUCUAAGAAGCUUUUCUUUCCCAUGUUGUGAGCAGGCCCUGCUAUUACACCAAGAUCUCUGAGCAAUUAAUAAAACAAUUCACGAGAAUCUCUUACAUUCUGUUGUAUAUUUGAGGAGGCAGGGAAAAUGUAAUUAUUUUUCUAUUACCUGGUUAUGUAGAUUCUUAUUUGCCACAUUAAAAUACCAACAUAUAAAAAAUAAGUCUUUUGGUGCAGU
Molecule: messenger RNA, 3635 nt
Organism: Sinocyclocheilus rhinocerous
Lineage: Eukaryota; Metazoa; Chordata; Actinopteri; Cypriniformes; Cyprinidae
Product: ubiquitin carboxyl-terminal hydrolase 1-like
Exons: 11
Coding region: 187-2751 (854 amino acids)
Biological process (GO): protein deubiquitination
Cellular component (GO): cytosol; nucleus
Molecular function (GO): cysteine-type deubiquitinase activity
Source: RefSeq, a predicted model, not a curated record